UAAUAAUUUGUUAAGUAAUAAAUUACCAAUAAUUAAUGAUACUGAAAGAAAUGUAACAAUGACAAUGUUUCGUAGUGGUCCAAUGUAUAAUUUAACCAUAAGAUUUACAAUUAGAACACCUGAAAUUAAUAAUGAAAAUACAUAUUCAACAUACGAUAUGUUUGAAUUUCAACCACAAAUUGGUCAUUUUGUUUGGAGAACAUUUGUACAUGAAAUGAGUGAACAUCCAACUAUAAGAAAUGUUAGUGAAAUGGCAUUAUUAUCAAUAUCAAGUAUAUCAUUUAGUGAAAAUUAUGUUAAAAUGAUUCAAUGGUAUAAUGUUAAAAAACCAUUUAUUAUAUUAUAUUUAAUGAAUUUUUCACUUCAAAUGGUACGUGUUGGUUUUCUUUGUCAUAAUCAAGAUAAAAAUAAAAAAAUAACAAUGUAUAUUAUAGAAGAUUGGAAAGAUGAUUGUAAACCACCAUUUCAACUAAUGAAUUCAAUUAAUUUUGGUUUUACAAUCGGUGAUCAUUUAUAUUUUGUUUCAAUAAAACGUGAUUAUUAUUUUAAUAUAGAUAAAAAUGUAUUAUUUACAUUUGAAGCUGAAUAUCGUAUUGAAAAAAGUGGUUCAUUUAAUGAUCUAUUUAUAUGUAGAAAACCAAAACCAGAUGAAUGGCCACCAGUUAAUCCAUCAUACAAAACUAAUCCAAAUAUACCGUAUCGUAUUAAAAAGCCAACAUUAUUGAAACAAAUUUCUACAUUUAUAAAUCCAUUAAUUACGAUCAUAUUUAUUAUUUUAAAAUAUUUACUAAUCACAUCUAUUAUCAAAUGUUCAAAUCAUUAUAAUAAAUGUUUUGGUUGGUGUAAACGUAAAUAUCAUCAUAAAAGUAUUGAUGACAAGGAUGAUGAUGAUGAUAUAAAUACCAAUAGUACCGAAUGA
Messenger RNA from Dermatophagoides pteronyssinus (European house dust mite), 919 nucleotides. RefSeq lists its product as uncharacterized. Lineage: Eukaryota; Metazoa; Arthropoda; Arachnida; Sarcoptiformes; Pyroglyphidae. The record is from RefSeq and is a predicted model, not a curated record.